Messenger RNA from Wyeomyia smithii (pitcher-plant mosquito), 3345 nucleotides. RefSeq lists its product as uncharacterized. Bases 1 to 3345 code for a protein of 1114 amino acids. The record is from RefSeq and is a predicted model, not a curated record. The transcript has a single exon. NCBI's taxonomy places the organism in Eukaryota, Metazoa, Arthropoda, Insecta, Diptera, Culicidae.
AUGUGGAUUAGAUGGUUCGAGAACGUGAUGGCUGCUGCCAAUGUAACUGAUGGGGCUCACAAGAAAACACAGUUAUUGGCCAUGGGUGGAAUGGAGCUACAGUGUGCGUACUAUAGCUUGCCAGGUGUUGAUGAUGAAACGACCGAAGCUAAUGAUCCCGACCCCUACCUGACCACAAAAGACAAGUUAAUGCAUCACUUUUCUCCAAAGCAACAUGACAGCUUUGAGCGUUUUCUUUUUUGGUCGAUAGUUUCCGAGGACGAAGAACCGAUUGAGAAGUUCGCUCUUCGUGUCCAACAGAAAGCGGAGAAAAUAUGUUUUGGGAAAACUGCCCUUGAGAGCCGACACAUUGCUGUUAUCGAUAAGAUAAUACAGUAUACAUCAAAUGAUCUUCGACAGAAAUUACUGGAAAAAGAAAUUCUGACGUUGGAUGAUACGACGAAAAUCAUUAACGCUUUUCAAGCAGUACGUUAUCAGUCUGCCAAAAUGAAUGAUAAAGGACCAGGAAACCGUACGCCAACCGCUGUAAAUCGUAUCACCAGACCAAAUAUACCUUACAAAGAAUCAGAAAACUUGCCAACAUUCAGUGUUAACCGCAUUGCCAAGAUGAAUGGAUCUAUCGAUGAGAGAACGAAAUGUUCGAGAUGCGGAUAUCUGCCUCAUCGACCAGGAGCUCGAUGUCCAGCAGCUACCGAAACCUGUCAUGGUUGUGGCAUAGUGGGUCAUUUCCGCACAAUGUGUCGGUCUAAAUCGAAGCACGAUUGGGACAAUCGGCGGAAUAAUCGAAAACGGAAGCUGAAUUUGGUCACUUCAAAUGAACAUCAUCGUUCAGAAAAACGUACUCGGAAUGUUUUCAAUGUCAGGGAACAUGAAGGUGAAGAGAUUCCCGAAGAUUUACCGGUUUACAAUGUGGGUUGUAGUGAUGAUGAAAUUAUUCAUUGCCGUGUUGGUGGUGUGCAGAUUGGUAUGUUAAUCGAUUCGGGGUCCAAACACAAUCUUAUUGACGAUACAACAUGGGAACUGAUGAAGUUGCGGGAUGUCAAAAUGACGAACCAAAGAGUUGAUACGGAUAAGCGUUUUUUGGCAUACGGACGGAUACCCUUAAAACUGAUCACAACUUUCGAUGCUGAACUCGAAGUUGACGAUAGUGGAAAUUUAUUAAAAACUAAAACAUCAUUUUAUGUCAUCGAAAAGGGACAACAGCCUCUUCUAGGAAAGUUGACAGCGCAAAAAUUGGGGCUUCUGAAAAUAGGAUUACCUAGUACACAUUCUUUGUCAGUCAGAAAGAUUGAGAGCUCCAAAGCAUUCCCGAAGAUAAAGGGAAUAAAGUUGAACAUCCCUAUCGAUAGAACUGUGCCGGCUGUCAUUCAACCAUUGCGGCGCUGCCCUAUACCAUUGCUCGAGAAAGUUGAGCAGAAGCUAAACGAACUCCUAGAAAUGGACGUCAUCGAAAAAGUAAAGACACCAACUUCAUGGGUAUCACCCCUGGUUCCUAUAAUAAAAGAAAAUGGCGAUUUGCGAUUGUGUGUGGACAUGAGAAGAGCGAAUCAAGCCAUACAAAGGCUAAACCACCCUCUACCUGUUUUUGAAGAUCUGAUAUCACGAUUUCGAAAUGCCAAGUUCUUCACAUCACUCGACAUAAAACAGGCAUUCCACCAAGUUGAACUUUCAGAGGAUUCUCGCGACGUUACUACCUUUAUCACUAACUGGGGGCUGUACCGAUACAAACGCCUACUGUUUGGGAUAAAUUGUGCGCCAGAGUUGUUCCAGAAUCUUAUGGAAAGCAUACUAGUUGGCUGCAAAAAUACGGUUGUGUUUAUCGACGAUAUUAUGAUAUUUGGAGAGACUGAACAGGAACACGACUCGGCAGUGAAACUUACAUUACAAGUUUUGAGUCAAUACGGAAUAUUGUUAAACGAUCAUAAAUGCAAAUUCAAACAACAAGAAAUCGUGUUUCUGGGGCACAAAUUAUCAGCUAAUGGAGUAUCUCCGUGCGAAGAAAAAGUCAAGGCAAUUUUGUCCUGCAGAGCUCCACGUACUAAAGAAGAACUUAGAAGCUUUCUAGGUCUUGUAACAUACGUUUCAAGGUUUAUUCCAAACUUGGCGACAAUUAAUUAUCCUCUGCGUCAACUUUUGAGACAAGAAUCUCAUUUCGAAUGGAUGGCCCAACAUAAAAUAUCUUUCGAGAAAAUCAAAACGCUCAUAGGAUCAGCAGGUAGUCUGGGUUUUUACGAUCGAAAUGAUCGAACGCUGGUGGUUACAGAUGCUUCUGGAGUAGGAUUGGGUGCGGUAUUGAUCCAGUUCAAGAAUUCCCUUCCACGGAUUAUAAGCUUCGCCUCGAAAAGUUUGUCUGAGGUUGAAAAGACUUAUCCGCCAAUUGAAAAGGAAGCGCUUGGUGUUGUUUGGGCGGUCGAAAGAUUCAAAAACUAUUUACUGGGCAUCACAUUCGAACUUGAGACAGAUCAUCGUCCGCUAGAAACACUGUUUACAACAACAUCUAGACCAACUGCGCGAAUUGAGCGUUGGUUACUGCGUAUCCAGGCCUUUCGAUUCAAAGUGGUUUAUCGAAAAGGUUCGGCUAAUCUAGCAGAUUGUUUAUCCAGACUAGCAGCACAUGUAGAAGAUCCACACUGGACGGAAGAAACAGAUGUAUUCAUUAGGCGAGUAAUGGUACAAUCUCUGUCGUUUCUUUCGGGCGUGGUUAAUGAGCUGAGUUUUGAUUCGGAAACAGAAGAAAUCAUAAGGGCCCUUCAACAAGCGGUUGCUAUUGAUAUUGAAGAAGUAGCAACGGCUACCGUGUCAGAUCAGGAGCUACAGAAAGUGAUCAAGGCUAUCGAGACUGACAAAUGGGACCAAGAAGAUCUGAAGCAAUACAAACCGUUCCGGCUGGAGUUCUCUAACAUCAACAACUUGGUUAUGCGUGGCACGAAACUGGUUAUUCCGAUCUCUUUGCGUUCCAGGAUGUGUGAGCUGGCCCACGAGGGGCAUCCUGGCCAAUCAAUGAUGAAAAGGAGGCUUCGUGAGCGAUGCUGGUGGCCAGGAAUCGAUCAAACAGCUGUGAAAAUCUGUGAAAGGUGUGAAGGAUGUCAGUUGGUGCAAUCUUCAAAUCCUCCAGAGCCUAUGACUCGCCGUGCACUUCCUGAAAAGCCCUGGGUUGACAUAGCUAUGGAUUUCCUGGGUCCCAUGCCAUCGGGGGAGUAUCUUUUAGUAGUUAUCGAUUACUACAGUAGAUACAUUGAAAUUCAAAGAGUAUUGUUCGACUUAUCGUAUUCACCUCAACCACACUUCGCCAUAUUGGCCGCAAGCAAACGGCGAAGUAGAGAGACAAAAUCGAUCCCUCCUUAA